AUGUCACGAAAGAAACUAGCGCCCUUUCCACCGAUCCCACCGAAGGACGCUCCUGGUGACACAUCCCACGCCACUGAGGUGCCGCAAACUGGUCCUUCACCAGCCGCCCGGCCUCCUUCACUGAUACCAGCACCAGCGCCAGCACCCGCACCUGCGUCGGUGCCGGUGCGGGUGCCGGUGCCUGUGCCAGUCCCUGUGCCGAUGCGGCCGCUGCAGCCAACGCCAGUGCCAGCACUUCUCCCGGAGGAGGCCUGCCUUCUUGACCAUCGUCCUUUACCAGAACCAGUGGUGUAUGGCCCUGAUGGAGUCUGGAUGGAGGUGUCCUUUCUGAACCAAAACCGAAAGCAGUCAAGCUAUCGGACGACUGCAAAGUGUCCAGCCAAGCAGUGGAAGAGUGAUUUGAUUGGGCGUCCAAUCCUCGAAUCCACCGAGACGUUGCUGACACGUGCGAAGCUGGUUGGUCAUCCAAGGAAUGGGAUGCUAAAUCCACAAGGUGAUUUUGCGGUGCCCAAGCGAUGCUCUCACCCAGUACCAAAGAUUCUGCACUUCAUUUGGCUUUGCUCGCCGCUGACCGACGGGAGGGCAGAUCAUGUUCGGGGAUUUGCCAAGAACAACCCAGAUUUCCAGAUUUUCUAUUGGACUGAUUCGGAGAUUCCUGCGAGUGCUCGCAGCAUCCUGGAGACCGCCAGGAACACACUACCUAUCGAGGUGAAGGAUGCUUACUCUGAGGCACAAAGUUUUCAGUCAUGGGAAAUGAUCCAGUACCUGGACAAGUUUCACAAUGACAACAAGAAUCCAGGCAUUUGUGCCGUAAAGUCUCACUUCUUCAGAUUGGAGGUGGCUUUGAUGAAGUUGGGGGCGAAUUGUGGCGAUGGCCUUUUGUAA
Molecule: messenger RNA, 885 nt
Organism: Durusdinium trenchii
Lineage: Eukaryota; Dinophyceae; Suessiales; Symbiodiniaceae
Source: the annotation of a GenBank genome assembly